Condylura cristata (star-nosed mole) is the source of this 2071-nucleotide messenger RNA. It is a transcript of the gene CGREF1, whose product is annotated as cell growth regulator with EF-hand domain 1. The coding region runs from base 649 to 1812 and encodes 387 amino acids. The record is from RefSeq and is a predicted model, not a curated record. Gene Ontology annotation, molecular function: calcium ion binding. NCBI's taxonomy places the organism in Eukaryota, Metazoa, Chordata, Mammalia, Eulipotyphla, Talpidae. The transcript has 6 exons.
CUUUAUUAUUUUAGAACAGUUUUAGGUUUAUAGCAAAACCCAGAGGAAGGCACAGAGAUGUCCCGCAUGCCCUCUGCACCCCGUGUAGACCAACCCCAUUAUCCGCGUCCUCUAGAGAGUGCCACGUGGUGAAUGGAUGAAACUGGACUGACUGCAUGAGGCUGUCGCUUAGUCUCUGUUGACAUGCAGUGGUUUGGACAAAUAUUUAAUGACAUGUAUUCGCCAUUAUGGGAGCACAUAGUUGUCACUGCCCUAACAAUCCUCUGAGCUUCACCUGUUCCUCCCUUCAGUCCUUAGACCCCAAGGAGUGAUCUUUGAGCUGUCUCCUUAGUUUUGCCUUUUCCAGAAGGUCCUAUAGUCGGAAUCAUACCAUAUACUGCCUUUUCUAACUGGCUUCUUUCGUGUAGUAACAUGUAUUUAAGUUGCAUGGCUUGAUGGCUUAUUUCUCUUUGGCACAGAAUAAUAUUCCAGUGUCUGGAUCUACCACAGUUUAUUUAUCCACUCACCUACUGAAGGGCAUGUUGUUACUUCUAAGUUUGGGGCAAUUAUGAAUAAAUCUGCUAUAAGUAUCUGUGUGCAGGUUUUUUGUGUGGAGCUAAGUUUUUGACUCCUUUGGGUAAAUACCAGGGAGUACAAUGGCUGGAUUGUAUGGUGAGAAUAGGUUCAGUUUACAAGGAGCCGCCCAAGUGUCUUCCCAAGUGGCUGUACCAUUUCUCAUUCCCAGCAGCACCGAGGGAGCGUCACUGCCGCCCUGUGUCCUUGCCAACCUCUGGUGUCGCCCCGGCGUGGGUUCUGCUCAUUCCAAUAGCUACAGGCACCAUGUCUCCUGCGAUGAUGAGAACGUUGGUGCUAUUGCUGCCCCUGGUUCAGGCUGCCCCCAAGGAUGGGGCCAUGAGGCUGGACCCUGAGGUGCAGCACCAGCCCUUGCUAAACCCCUUCCAGCCAGGCCAGGACCAACUCCGACUUCUGCGGAGCUACCUAAAGGGGCUAGAGAGGAUGGAAGAGGAGCCGGAGCACAUGAGCCGGGAGCAGGUUCUCCUCUACCUCGUUGCCCUCCAUGACUACGACCAGAGUGGACACCUGGAUGGCCUGGAGCUGCUGUCCAUGCUGACAGCAGCCCUCGCUUCUGGAGCGGCUGAUUCUCCUGCCCCCAGCGGGGUGAUCCUGGUGGUGGACAAGGUGCUGGAGACCCAGGACCUGAAUGGGGAUGGACUCAUGACCCCUGGGGAGCUCAUCAACUUCCCAGGAGAGGCCCCAAGUCAUGCAAAGCCCAAGGAGCCCCUGGAGCCACAGGCUAUUGGGAGGCGGUCUCUGUCGGCUAAAAUCCCAUCAGGACAAGAAGGGCAGCAAGGUCUGGACCCCAGAGAGCAAGAUGGGCGGCCAGGGGAGUCCAGAAGGGAACCAGUGGAGCCUGUACAGGAGGCCGAAGGAGAAGCCCCUGCCCCUGGAAGGGAGACUGGGGGCGCAGCUGAGGCCGAAGAAGAAGCCCCAGGCCCUGAAGGGGAGACAGGGGGCCCAGCCCAGGCUGAAGGAGAAGCCCCUGCCCCUGGAGGGGAGACUGGGGGCCCUGCCCAGGCCGAAGGAGAAGUCCCUGCCCAGGCCGAAGAAGAAGUCCCUGCCCAGGCCGAAGAAGAAGUCCCUGCCCAGGCCGAAGAAGAAGUCCCUGCCCCUGGAGGGGAGACUGAGGAACAGGCAGAGGCCCCAGACACUAGAGAGGAAACAGAAGAGUUUCCACAGGAAACACGAGAGUCUAAGGACACCCCAAGUGAGUUUGAGGCUCAUGCUAUUCAACUGGGGAAUGACGAGAUGUAGCCCGUUCACCCCUACUUCACCCCUACAAGUGUCAGUGCCACAAUGAAAAUCUGGAAAGGUGCGAAUUUGGAGUGGAGGGCAGAAGGGUGCGAAUUUGGAGUGGAGGGCAGAGGGCGGAAGGGUGCGAAUUUGGAGUGGAGGACGGAAGGGUGCGAAUUUGGAGUGGAGGGCCCCCUCGUGGCUCCUUCCUGGCCCGGCAGUGGCGGGUCUCUGUGCAGCUCUGGACUCAGCCAACCAAUAAAGAACGGAAUGAACCGUC